Molecule: messenger RNA, 3579 nt
Organism: Nerophis ophidion (straightnose pipefish)
Lineage: Eukaryota; Metazoa; Chordata; Actinopteri; Syngnathiformes; Syngnathidae
Gene: paxip1
Product: PAX interacting (with transcription-activation domain) protein 1
Exons: 23
Coding region: 130-3366 (1078 amino acids)
Biological process (GO): positive regulation of transcription initiation by RNA polymerase II
Cellular component (GO): nucleus
Source: RefSeq, a predicted model, not a curated record
UCUGGUCCUUGGCGCGCUCAGGAGAUUUGGCGCUAGAGUCUCUCCCGCUUCAGUCCGCCGCGCUAACGGCUCCUGACCGCCUCUCCAACCCCCUUUUGCGGCUCCUCAUGACGGCUUGAACCGGCAGCCAUGUGCGAGGAGGAGAACCGGGUCGCCGAAGAACUUUUCAAGGACGUCAAAUUCUACGUGGUGGGGGACAUUGACCCGAAGGUGGUGCAGCUGUUGAAGGAGGGCAAGGGUAAAGAGGUGUCCUACAAUGCUCUGGCUACUCACAUCAUCGCGGAGGACGGAGACAACCCGGAGGUGGGAGAGUCCCGGGAAGUCUUUGACCUUCCCGUGGUCAAGCCAUCCUGGGUCAUCCUGUCAGUGCGAUGUGGAGACCUGUUGCCAGUCACCGGCUUCUCUCCUGAGUCUGGACAGAUCUUCUUCGGAGUGACGGCCUGUCUUCCCCGGCUUCCGGAAGACCUGAAUGCACUGUGGGCCUACGUCACCUUCUAUGGCGGCGAGUGUCAGCUCAACCUCAACAAGAAGGUCACGCACCUACUGGUCAGCGAGCCCAAGGGGGCCAAGUUUGAGUGUGCCAUGAAACACCACAACAUCAAGAUUGUGACCCCGGACUGGAUCUUGGACUCUGUCAGAGCUAAGAGCCGCUGUGAGGAGUCCCUCUACCACCCCCGCCUCACCUACCUGGAGGACGAGGAGGACAGCGAGGCCGACUCCUACGACCAGCGCUCCGAUGGCAGCUACAGCCCGCGGCGCUCCAGGAGGUCCAGCGCCGCCUCGUCUGAGGACUCCAGUCCCCACAGGCGCCCGGGGCCCAAAAAACUCAACUCCAUCUCCCCGUCGUCGCCGCGGAAACCCGAGUGUCGCGGCGAGCGCAUGUUCGACGACUCCGACGACGACCUGUCCACGGAGAAGGAGGGCACCAACCUCAACUGGACGCCGGCGGAGGUGGUCGCUCCCACCCCGCCGGCCAGGAGGCGAGGCGGACCCCCCGGCGCCAAGGACCCAGUGUCCUCUGCGGGCGGCCUCAUUAACCUGUGUGCCACCGUCCCUCCGGUACCUGGAAGUGUUGCCAUGCCGACGGAGGCCCGCACGGCCGCGGCCAUCAGUCAGAACUCACAAGGAGGUGUGUCAGUUCCAGAGGGAAUCCCUGGUUGGAGUCCAGCAGCAGCGAGGACGCUGCGGAAUAUUACCAACAACUCUGACAUGCAGCCCAUCAUCCGACCUGCCAGCGUAGCACAUAUCAUCCAGAACCUGAACCAGGGAAAGCCACUGGAGCACCAGACCAAUCAGAGCCAUUCCCAGACGCUCAACACUGCCAACGCGCUGCUCUUCAAUCAGUCCAAAAUGGCCGGCCAGCAGCAGCAGCAGCUCAUGCAACAGUCGGCACAGCAGCACCAUCAACAGUUACCGCAGCAGCAGCACCCCAUGAUGCAACUGCAGCAGCAGCAGCAGCAUCAGAUGAUGCAGUUGCACCACCAACAGUCGCAAGUUGCACAGCAGCAGCUGUUUCCGCAGCAGCAACAGCAGCAUCAAUUCCUACAGCAGCAACAGUUGCACCAACAGCAGUUGUUCUCGCAGCAGCAGCAGCAGCAGCAGCAUUCCUUCCCUCAGCAGCAGCAGCAGCAGCUGCGCCCUCCGCAGCUUUUGCGGCCCGGCGUGCAGCAGCAGCAGCUGCAGCAGCAACAGGCCCUGCAGCAGCAGCUGCAACAGUUCCAGCAGCAGCAACGCAUGCAGAUAUUGCAGCAGCAGCAGCAGCAACAAAACCAUCAGCAGUUGCACCAGCAACACCUGCAGCAGCAGCACUUCCUGCAGCAGCAGCAGCACAUGCAGCAGAUGCAGCAGCAGCAGCAGCUGCAGAACCAUCACCAGCAGGCCAUGCAGCAGCAGCAGCAACAACAACAACAACAGCCUGCUCACGUCUCCUUGUUUGGACACGAGCAGGGAACAGAAAUACCACAGGACGGCUUCUUGCUGGGCUGCGUGUUCGCCAUCGCCGACUACCCCGAACAGAUGGCGGACAAACAACUUCUGUCCACGUGGAAACGGGUGAUCCAGGCCUGCGGGGGUGCUGUUGACUCCUCCCUGACUAGCCGCUGCACACACCUGCUGUGUGAGAGUCAGGUCAGCAACAUGUAUGUGCAGGCCCUCCGAGAGGGCAAACGCUGCGUCACGGCACACUGGCUCAACACCGUGCUGAAGAGGAAGAGGAUGGUGCCACCUCAUCGGACGCUACAUCUGCCUUUCGCCUUCCCGCCUGGCGCCAAACCUUGCUCUCAACACAUCAUAUCGGUGACGGGCUUCGUGGACGCCGACCGUGACGACCUGAAGCUGAUGGCGUACUUGGCGGGGGCCAGGUACACGGGCUACUUGUGUCGCAGCAACACUGUGCUCAUCUGCAAGGAACCCAGUGGACUGAAGUACGAGAAGGCCAAGGAGUGGAAGAUCCCCUGUGUCAACGCUCAGUGGCUGUGUGACGUCCUGCUGGGCAACUUUGAAGCCCUGCGACAGAUUCUGCACAGUCGCUACUCCAUCUACACCCACCCGGAACCACUGGUGCCCAACCUGCAGCUGGUCCAGAACCUGCUGGGUCCUUGGAGAAUACCAAUCAAAGUGUCUCCAGAAGCCUUGGCGAGCAUGCAGCAGCUGCAGAAACAGAAGCUCCUGGACUCCAACAGCCAACCUGCUGGCAAAAAGGCUCGGCUGGAGGAGACGCAGUCCCCCGGCAAGAAGCUCCCGCCCGAGUCCACGCCGCGCGUCAUGUUGACGGGGUUCGAGCCCACACAGGUGCAACAGUACACCAAGAGGCUGCAGGCUCUAGGCGGGGAAGUGGCCGACAGCAGCCAGAAGGCGACUCACCUGCUGGCCAGCAAAGUCAAGCGCACUGUCAAGUUCCUCAGCGCCAUGUCCGUGGUCCAGCACGUGGUCACCCCCGACUGGCUGGAGGAGUGCUGGAGGAGCCAAAAGUUUGUCGACGAGCAAAACUACAUCCUGAGGGACGCUGAGGCCGAGGUCCUCUUUGGCUUCAGUCUGGAGGAGUCCCUGAAGAAAGCUCACAGUGCAGCACUUUUUAAGGGCAAGUACUUCUACCUGACACCAGGCAUGUGUCCCAGCCUGAGCACCAUGAAGUCCAUCGUAGAAAGUGCCGGAGGGAAGCUGCUGGCCAAACAACCCUCCUACAAAAAGAUCAUGGAACACAAACACAACAAAAACCUCCCGGAAAUCAUCUUGAUCUCGUGCGACAACGAUCUCCAUCUGUGCAGAGAAUAUUUCCUCAAAAACAUCGACGUCCACAACGCCGAGUUCAUCCUGACGGGAGUUCUCACCCAGAAACUGGACUACGAGUCAUAUAAAUUCACUUGAGAGGACGACCUUGAAGAGGACGACCUUGAAGAAGCGGACUAUUAAUGAUGAAUAUUAAUGAUGAAAUAAGUGAAGUGACUACUGCUGUUUUUACUGUGCAUACACUUUUAUAGCUUUUCUCACCACAAAGGAAUGAUGCUAUUUUUCUCCAAUGAUGCAAUAUUUUAUUCUUCUUCUCUCGCUGCUUUUUGCAAUAAAUAUUUCUCAACAUUC